AGUUCUUGAUCACACUCAAGCAAGAGCAUAACAGACAGCAAUGUCUAACUUCGACCCAAAUGCCAUCCUGCGUGGUGCGCAGCUCACCUUAGUCGGUGCCUACCGAGCAUUGCAGAACCCGAACCUCUUUACCCAUGAGCACUACAGACAGGCUGCUUUGGCUGUCGCAGCUGGUAUCGCUAUUCGCAUCCUCGUAGCCAUUCCCGCCCUCGGAGUUCGUGUGCUUAUCGCUUUCCUUGGACUGUUCACAGACUUGAAGAGCUCGGGAUGGGACAACGAAAUCAUCGAUGGACUGGAUUUCCUCGAGCACUCUGUGCUGCAGCUGCCAUUCUUCCUCAUGAGUUUCAUGAGAUACAUCAGUCCUUCCCUGGACAACAUGUUCAUGGAGUCCCUCCGAUGGGUCGACCAGACAUACGUUCAGAAGCACAAGGGUGAAGAUCCCAACCAACUACGCGCCAUGUACUAUCCCAACAUGCGUCAAUACGCACACCACGGUCCUGCUCCUGCUUCAGGGGAGAAGCCAUCGCAGAACGCAUCCAAGCAGGCUGCUAUCAAGUUCUUGAUACGCUACGGGCGCAAGGCUGGAAUCUCCUUGGCCGUCUACCUGCUCUCGUGCUUGCCAUACAUCGGUCGCUUUGUUUUGCCCGCUGCGAGUUUCUACACCUUCAACAAGCAGGUUGGUCUGCAGCCUGCAGUCCUUAUCUUCGGUAGCUCCAUCUUCCUGCCCAAGAGAUAUCUGGUUCAUUUCCUCCAGAGUUACUUUGCUUCGAGAAGCUUGAUGAGAGAAUUGCUCGAGCCCUACUUCUCUCGCAUUCGCUACACUCCGCAACAAAAGAAGAUCUGGUUCCAUGACCGCGAAGGUGUUCUCUUCGGCUUCGGAGUUGGCUUCUUUGUCUUCCUCAAGAUUCCUCUGCUCGGUGUUCUCAUUUAUGGCAUCGCUGAAGCGUCGACUGCGUUCCUCAUUACAAAGGUCACCGACCCACCACCGCAACCUGAAGAGUGGACCAACUUUGCAGAGACCCAGGCUCACUGGCGCAACAAGCAUGAGUUCUUGAAGCUUCCUCUGGACAAGUUGGAUGCUCUUAACAUUACAUCAACCAAAGAAGGCGAGAAACCAGACUCGACCACUAUCAAGGGCCGCCAGUUUACGUAAGGUCGGCCAAGUCGUCAAUUGAUCCUCAGCUAGCAUUCCCAUGUAACAGCAACAUGAUUUACCACAAGAACCAAGACACGAUCCAUCUCCAGAAUUUAAUUCAUCUCACCCGGAGAUGUUGUACUCCGUACUCAGAUAGCGUCCGAGUUAUAUCCAGCGGCAUUCGUCCGCCCGUCCGUGCACAAUAUACCCCUCCAUGAAGCUCCUCGAUGUGGGG
Aureobasidium pullulans EXF-150 is the source of this 1370-nucleotide messenger RNA. RefSeq lists its product as uncharacterized. The coding region runs from base 41 to 1153 and encodes 370 amino acids. The record is from RefSeq and is a predicted model, not a curated record. The transcript is spliced from 5 exons. Lineage: Eukaryota; Fungi; Ascomycota; Dothideomycetes; Dothideales; Saccotheciaceae.